Molecule: messenger RNA, 4288 nt
Organism: Portunus trituberculatus (swimming crab)
Lineage: Eukaryota; Metazoa; Arthropoda; Malacostraca; Decapoda; Portunidae
Product: zinc finger and BTB domain-containing protein 14-like
Exons: 6
Coding region: 1454-3454 (666 amino acids)
Biological process (GO): regulation of transcription by RNA polymerase II
Cellular component (GO): nucleus
Molecular function (GO): protein binding; DNA binding
Source: RefSeq, a predicted model, not a curated record
CAGGAGUAACUGACAGAAAUACAGCAAAUACUUCGAAGUGCGAGGACGUGGAACACACUUUCUUUUGCAACGCCGGUGAAGCCGAAUCCGUGGUCGGGUGAAAGGGUCGCGCAGUAUCGGUCGAUAUCAGAUAUCAGGGUUGGAGUAUCAGCGGGCCAGGCCAGCCUCACUCGCUCUCCCACUGUGGUGCCGAACGCCGGGUCUCAAGACAGCUACAGGCACGGUCACCGUUGCGCAGGCCUCGCACCACUGUCGCCCUCUCCCCUCCCUCACUUCCUGACGAAGGCGUCCUCGUCCACAUCUACUCCACAUGGCUCUCAUCAUCGCGACCUAGCUUCUAUACACCGGUUGCUACCGCAUCACCUUUAUAACCUGCCUUGUCUUAACCCUCCCCAACCCACACCCAAACGCCACCCACAGCAAGGAGUCUUAAGGUGAUGUGCGCCUAUCCAGAUGUGCCAGGAGUGGCGUCUGCAUUACUGACUCGUUCAUUGGGUGCUGCCUGGAGGUGGCAGUGCGUGCGACGUGCUGGUCACGGGAGCGAGGAUUGUGUGUGUCUAGAGGUACUGGAGGCACCAGUGCCUGCCGCCGCCGCCACCUUCGCCUGUCGCACCGCGCCACCCACCACACUCUCUUGACAGCGCGGCCCGCUCCCACCCCUCAUCGCCGGCCACUAAUCCCGAAUCCCCUCCCCCCCCCCCGUCCGCCAAUAGUGCCAACCUCAUAUGCGAAUGUUCCUUUUGUGUCCCUCGUGCUACUGAUAAAUUAAUAUAAAUCUAUGUGAGAAAACUGAAACUACUUUUAGUUAACAGUGGAGAUUAUGAACAUUUUGUGCACAUCUUAAAAGCUUACUUGAACCAUUUGCAGUAGUGAAGCAGAGUUAUCCGCGAGUAAAAAAGAAGAGAAAAGGAAAGAAAGUAAUCAACAUUGAAAGAUUAACCCAUAACUCAGUAGCGGUGGCGGAAACCACCUAUUUCUAACAAUACGACAGCUUCACCUGCCCUGUAAGAUCAGUGUUCCUCGGCGUGAUGAACGCGCAACAAGUGACGUGCUCUUAGUGUGUCCCGACUUUAGAGGAGAUUAUAGAACGGAGAGGAAAGGACAAUUAAGAUGACAGAAAAGACACCACUUGUCUGAGAGAGAGAGAGAGAGAGAGAGAGAGAGAGAGAGAGAGAGAGAGAGAGAGAGAGAGAGAGCUCCCAUUGAUACAUAUUAUUAAAAGGGUAAGAAAAAAGACGGGGGGGGUUGUGGAAGGUAGUGUCGACGUCAGUGCCGAGCAGAGUCUAUGUACGGGCGUUUGAGGUUAAGUAGAGCCUCGUUCUUGGAGCGAGACCGCGGACCUGAGUCCAGCCGCGAUCAGCACACACCAGCCCACGCACGUCUUCCGGAGUAGAUUGUUUCUUCUCAGUGAUCUUUGUCUUCUCUUCACGUCCUCGUGUAGGAAGUAACCGCCAUGAACAACAACAACAACAACAACGUGACUCCCAACACGCCCAUGGCAGCAGACAGCCUCGCCUUGGACGCCGGUCUACCUGCUGCAGGUGUGAGCGGGGGUGUGGGCAUGGGCGUGGGGAUCGUGACGGGCGGCUCCACGCGGCGCACCUCGCGGGUGUGGCGCUACUUCGGCAUGGUGGACAACUGUCACUACAUCUGUCGUUUGUGUUCCUUCGUGGGUGCCUACACCAACACCACCAACAUGAGGAAACAUAUCCAGCACCACCAUCCAGAGAGGUUUCAGGACAUCUUGGACCACACUCGCCCCACCUCACGCCCUUACUUCGCCGGCUGCCUACCCCGCCUCCGCCAACCUCUGCAGUACCAGCAGCACAGCCAAACCCACCACUAUCCGCCGGGCCUGCUAUACCCUCCGCCCAUGCCCUCCAAGAGAGCGAUGCUCAACAAGCCCAGUGAAAUGCCCUACCUGCACGGCGACAUGAGGAGUGACUUGGACCGCAACCUGAGUAUGUCCUCGCAAGACUGUUCCAUGGCGGCAGCGGCUCAGGCUGCGGCAGUCACUUGUCAGGCCUCGGUACAGGAUCCCGCAGCCAACUGUUCCUACUCAUCUGUGAUGGGCCACACUGCUGCCUCUGCACUAGAGCCUCCAGUAAACUUGUGCGAGAUGAGCCCCGAGGAGACAAAGUUAGUGAAGCAGCUGCUCCCCGCCCUGGCUGAGGCCACCGACUCUUCCACGGACACAGACACACCUUCGAGAGGUCUACAGACGGAGGAGCGGUCAGGCAGCGAGUUCAGCCACCACAACAGCGAUGACGCGCCCAUCCCAGUGUCCCCGGAGCACUUCCUUUCGGAAGGAAACGACCAGGAUGAAGCCACACCAGUACCACCCACGCCUAACCAGCAACACAAGCCAGAGAGUUACCAGCUGCGGCAUAACAACCACCUGACAAUUGUGCUGGAGGCCCUGGCCAGUGACGAGUCCUUCAUGGACGUGACGCUCACUGCACAAGGCCGCUCCCUUAAGGCACAUAAGUCGGUGCUGUCAGCAGUUAGUUCAUACUUCCGAGGGGUGUUGCGAGACAACCCCUGCCAACAUCCCAUCAUCAUCAUGCCCAGAGAUGUACGCUUUGAGGAACUCUACAGCAUCGUCAAUUAUAUAUACAAGGGAGAGAUGACUGUAGCAGCAGAGGACCUAACAUCCCUUCUGAAAACAGCAGAGAUCCUUCAAGUCUCAGGGCUGGCUCCUUCAGACUCGUCUGCCACAGUGAAUCCUCAGACUGAGCCCUUAUCAAUGGGCAAUGUUCGUUCCUCAUCAAAUUCUUCCUCCUCUGUAUCAUCCUCCUCCAACAUUCCUCCAGUGUCAGGAGCAUCAAAGCCUAUCAAAAUUCCAUCCCAGAGCCAAUCAACACCACCUGCUCGGCCAAAAUCAAUUGAAAGCAUGAUAAAUCCUGCUGACUUCAUUGAUGUGGACAUGACUUGUGUAAAAGAGGAAGUGGUAAGUGAAGGAGAGGAAGAAAAAGAUGAACAUCCAAAUAAAAAGCAAUGUACCGAGCCUGAAGCGUGUUCCCAGCCAUCAGACAACACCCAAGAGACAACACAGUGUUCCCAGUUGUCACAGUGCUCCCAGCCAACAGAAACUGAAGCUAAAGACGAUGAUGAAGCCACUAAUCAAGUUAUAUUAGGUUUUCCCUCACCUGAUGAACAAAGUUUUGAGCAGCCAAUACCUUCAACUAGUUCACAUGAAGCAGAAUUCCGAUCCCUUGGUGUAAAGUCUGACCCAGAAAAAGGAUUUAACUCGCAUGCAGCUAAACCAAUUGAUAACCCUCAGCCACUUCAGUGCCCUCAUUGUGAAGAACAGUAUCGGGAUGUUGAAAGUAUUGACUCUCAUUUAAGAAUCAAACAUCCCACUAAACCAAGUUUUACAUGUAAAUGCGGACGUAUAUUUACUCGGCAAAUACAUCACCAAGCACACACCAGAAUGUGUCCAAACUCAUCUUGAACAGGUUUGUUGAUCAAAAUGGUCAAUGACUAUACUAACUUUAUUUGUAUGGUGAUCUUGUAAAAUACUGAAAGGCAUUAAUGGUUUACAGUGUUAUUGUUGCACAUCUGAAUGUCGCAAAGUAAUUGGAAGUAAGAAAAAAAAUUAAAAAAAUAGAUAAAUAAAAAUAACAAAAUCAAAAUACUGAUAAGGGUUUGAGAUUGUGAUGAAAUUCUCAAUGGUUACCAUAUACUAUAAGGAUAUUACAAUAUUGGGAUAACAAAAUUCAAAUUUCUAGUAUUAUAGGAAAUUUUGUGUAAAUACAAAAUUACAAUGUCAAAAUAAACCAUGACAGUCAUUAUGAAGAAAGAAGUUAAAGUAUUUGUUAAGUCUGUGGCACUUUGUAUUGUAUAUAUAACAAAUAAUUUAAGAUUUUCUUUUUCAUGGUAGUAUGUGCAUGUGCAUGUGCGUGUGUGUGUGUGUGUGUGUGUGUGUGUGUGUGUGUGUAUCAGUCUCAUAUAUAAAUUUAACAGCAAUUUUUUAUUUCCUUUACCCAAACUUUUCCAAAUCAAACAGUCAGUUUUCAACUGUAAACCAAGCAUGACUGCCACUGACAGUUGCUGCUUUGUCAUCUGAGUCUGGAAAAGAUUGAUUCCAAAAGAAAAAAUAAAUAAAUAAUACGUGAUUGUAGUGAAAAGAAAAAUCUGGAAAUGUUCAGGAUUUUUUGUUUUUAAGUGAAUGUCAGGCUACAAAAGAAAAGGAGACCUAUUAUUGUAAUAAGCUGCAUCCUACUGGUAACAUAAACUAACCCUUCCUGCCAAUUUUCCCAAUAAUCACUUGCUUCCUGGAAACCUA